AUGCAGUGCUAUACAGAGCUGACGCCACCGACCGGCGUGCAGUACAGUCUUAGCCUGCCAUUUCUCUCAGCGCAAAGCAACAACCUGGUCGUCGCAAAGGGCUCUCUGCUGCAGAUCUUCACGACAAAGACAAUCUCUUCCGAGGUCGACACUUCGCAGACUCGGGAAAAACAGACCUCCAGGGCCGAAAACCCAUACGACCGCCGAUUGAAUGACGAUGACGGCCUCGAGUCUUCCUUUUUGGGCGGCGACGGCAUGCUGGUUCGCGCCGAUCGCGCCGUCAACACCAAGCUCGUGCUCGUUGCCGAAUACCCAAUCUUUGGUGUCGUAACGGGCCUCGCAAGAAUUAAAAUCCAACACUCGAAAUCAGGAGGCGAGGCUCUCCUCAUUGCUACAAGAGUUGCUAGACUGAGCCUGGUUCAGUGGAAUUCCGAGAAACACGCACUCGAGGACAUCUCUAUUCACUACUACGAGAAAGAAGAAUUGCAAGGCUCUCCUUUCGACGGCCCGCUGGCCAACUACCGAACACAUCUUGCCGCCGAUCCUGGCUCGCGAUGCGCGGCCCUCAGUUUUGGCCCCAGAUACAUCGCCUUUCUCCCCUUCAAGCAAGCCGAUGAGGACAUAGAUAUGGAUGACUGGGAUGAAGAUGUGGAUGGGCCUCGGCCGGCAAAAGAGCCGCCAACAACAGCAGCCACAAAUGGAACUAGCAACAUAGCAGAUGUACCAUACUCAACAUCAUACGUCCUCCCUCUACCCCAGCUUGAUCCCAGUCUCCUUCAUCCUGUGUACCUCGCCUUCUUGCAUGAGUACAGAGAGCCUACUUUUGGUAUCAUCUCCUCGACGCAACGGCGCUCCAACACCCUACCUCGAAAGGACCACUUCUCGUACAAGGUCUUCACUCUCGACCUGCAACAGAGGGCUUCAACCGCCAUUCUCUCCGUCAACAACCUCCCGCAGGACCUCUUCAAGGUUGUCGCUUUACCAGGCCCCGUGGGAGGGGCCCUUCUAGUUGGCACAAACGAAUUAAUACACAUCGACCAGUCCGGAAAGCCCAAUGGCGUAGCUGUUAAUGCUUUCACGAAGGAGACGACGAAUUUUCCUCUUGCCGACCAAUCCGAUCUGGACCUGAGGCUCGAGCAUUGCCACAUCGAGCUUAUGUCCGCCGAGAACGGGGAGUUGCUCAUGGUGCUGAGCGACGGUCGCCUAGCCAUCAUCACCUUCAAAAUCGAUGGGCGCACGGUCUCAGGAGUCAGCGUCAAGCCGGUGGCAGCAGAAGUUGGCGGCAAUAUUGUGCAAUGCAGCGUUUCAACCAUUUCCAAGCUUAGUAGGAACGUCUUCUUUGUUGGAAGCACAGGCAGUGACUCUCUUGUUCUUGGCUGGACGCGGAAACAAGCUCAAAACGCACGGAGAAAAACCCGAUUGGUGGACGACUCAUUCGAAUACGACCUCGAGGACGAAGAUAUGGAUGACGGCGACGACGACGAUCUCUACGGCGAGACGACAACAACGAUGAUUCAGCCUGGAGCGACGGCCAACGGAGUUUCCAAGGGAGGGGAUCUGACGUUCCGUGUUCAUGACUCUUUGCUGAGCAUUGCUCCGGUCAAGGACAUGACCUCGGGUAAACAAGCUUUCAACCCAGAUAGUGAAGAAGCAAACAAUUCGGUUGGUGUCGUGGCCGACCUCCAGCUCGCAUGUGUCGUGGGCAGAGGCAAUGCUGGGGCCGUCGCCAUCCUGAACCAGAACAUCCAGCCCAAGGUGAUCGGCAAGUUCGAGUUUCCAGAGGCGAGAGGCUUCUGGACCAUGUGCGUCCAGAAACCUGUUCCGAAGUCCCUGCAGGGAGACAAGGGGGCCAAUGCAGCCGUUGGCAGCGAAUUUGAUGCCUCGUCUAUAUAUGACAAAUUCAUGAUUGUUUCCAAGGUUGAUCUAGACGGCUAUGAGACGUCAGACGUUUAUGCUCUUACAGGCGCCGGGUUUGAAGCGUUGACAGGGACGGAAUUCGACCCAGCUGCGGGCUUCACUGUCGAGGCUGGCACGAUGGGAAAGCAUAUGCGCAUUAUCCAGGUUCUCAAGUCUGAAGUGCGCUGCUAUGAUGGAGAUUUGGGGCUCAGCCAGAUUCUGCCAAUGCUCGACGAAGAGACGGGUGCUGAGCCGAGGGUCGUCAGUGCCAGCAUCGCUGACCCCUACCUUCUUCUGGUUCGAGAUGAUUCGAGCAUCAUGGUGGCCCAAAUAGACAACAACUGCGAGCUGGAAGAGGUUGAAAAGCAGGACGAUGCCAUUCUGUCAACAAAGUGGCUUGCGGGAUGUCUGUAUGCGGACACGACAGGCCGGUUUGCCCCAGUUCAAACCGACAAGGGUACGCCAGAAGGCCAGAACAUCUUUAUGUUUUUGCUCAGCGCCGCGGGCGCUCUAUAUAUAUAUGCACUUCCGGAUCUAUCUAAGCCUGUCUACGUUGCAGCAGGCUUGACUUACGUCCCCCCUCUUCUCUCCGCCGACUACGCCGUCAGACGAGGCACCGUUCAGGAGACGUUGACUGAGCUCUUGGUGGCCGAUCUCGGGGACACUACUACUACUUCACCAUACCUCAUCCUUCGUCAUGCGAAUGACGACCUUACAAUUUACGAACCCAUCCGCCUUGAAUCACAAGACAAGACUGUGGGGCUCUCAAAGACUCUACACUUCCAAAAGAUCACAAACCCAGCCCUCGCAAAGAGUCCUGUUGAAGUUGCCGACGAUGAAGCUAACGAGCAGCCGCGCUUUGUCCCACUCAGGCCCUGCCCCAACAUCAACGGGUACAGCACCGUCUUCUUACCCGGCGCCUCACCAUCUUUCAUCAUCAAGUCCUCCAAAAGCAGCCCGAAGGUUAUUGGCUUGCAGGGUAUUGGUGUUCGUGGCAUGAGCUCAUUCCACACCGAGGGCUGUGAGCGCGGCUUCAUCUACGCCGACUCGGAGGGCCAGACCCGCGUCACUCAGCUGCCCGCCGACACCAACUUUACCGAGCUAGGUGUCGCGGUGCGCAAGAUUCCCAUUGGUGAUAACGUCGGCCUGAUCGCCUACCACCCGCCCAUGGAGACGUACGCUGUCGCAUGCAGCGUCUUGGAGCGCUUCGAGCUGCCAAAGGACGAUGACUACCAUAAGGAAUGGGCCAAGGAGGCGACCACCAGUUACCCCCAGACCGAGCGAGGCAUCAUCAAGCUGAUGAGCCCGACGACCUGGUCCGUCAUCGACACCGUCGAGCUCGAGCCCCACGAGGUUGCCAUGUGCAUGAAGACACUCCACCUGGAAGUGUCCGAGGAGACCAAGGAGCGCCGCAUGCUCAUCACCAUCGGCACUGCAAUCAACCGCGGCGAGGACCUGCCCAUCCGCGGCCGCAUCCUCGUCUACGACGUUGUCCCCGUUGUGCCGCAGCCGGGUCGUCCCGAGACGAACAAGAAGCUCAAGCUUGUCGCCAAGGAAGAAAUUCCCCGUGGCGCCGUCACUGGCCUCUGCGAGGUGGGCUCGCAGGGUCUCAUGCUCGUCGCCCAGGGCCAGAAGUGCAUGGUCCGCGGCCUCAAGGAAGACGGCACCCUUCUGCCCGUCGCCUUUAUGGACAUGAACUGUUACGUCACUGCUGUGCGUGAGGUACGCGGCACGGGCUACUGCCUCAUGACUGACGCUUUCAAGGGCGUAUGGUUUGUGGGGUACGCCGAGGAGCCCUAUAAGAUGAUGCUGUUCGGCAAGAGCACCGGCAAGUUCGAGGUCCUGACGGCUGACUUCAUCAUCGCUGGGGAUGAGCUACACAUCGUCGUGUGCGACAAGGACGGCGUGAUCCACGUGAUGCAAUUCGAUCCCGAACAUCCCAAAUCGCUCCAGGGCCAUCUCCUCCUGAACCGCGCUUCCUUCUCCGCGGCACCGAAUCACCCUACCACUACACUCUCCCUCCCGCGAACUCCCGCCUCCACGGCCACAACGUCGGCAACUAAAAACCCGCCCACGACCCUCCUCCUCGCCUCCCCGACGGGCGCUCUUGCGUCCCUUACGCCCCUCUCGGAGCAGGCAUACCGCCGCCUGACAUCCCUCGCCAACAGCAUCGCCGGCGCCCUCCCGCACGCGGCAGCCACGAAUCCCAAGGCCCACCGUCUGCAGCCCCUCGAUGCGCGCACCCCUGGCGUUGAUACGAGCGCGGGGCGUAGCAUCGUCGACGGCGCCCUGCUCGCGCGCUGGAACGAGCUCGGCGCCGGUCGCAGGUCUGAGGUUGCCGGCAAGGGUGGCUACGGCGACGUCCUCGAGGUUCGAGGCGAGUUGGAGGGCGUCCUUGGGUGGAACGGCAUGGCGUUUUUCUAG
Colletotrichum graminicola M1.001 is the source of this 4320-nucleotide messenger RNA. Its product is annotated as CPSF A subunit region. NCBI's taxonomy places the organism in Eukaryota, Fungi, Ascomycota, Sordariomycetes, Glomerellales, Glomerellaceae. The coding region runs from base 1 to 4320 and encodes 1439 amino acids. Gene Ontology annotation, cellular component: nucleus; mRNA cleavage and polyadenylation specificity factor complex. The record is from RefSeq and is a predicted model, not a curated record. The transcript has 5 exons. Gene Ontology annotation, molecular function: nucleic acid binding; protein binding.